Messenger RNA from Brassica napus (rape), 1059 nucleotides. RefSeq lists its product as uncharacterized. The transcript is spliced from 3 exons. NCBI's taxonomy places the organism in Eukaryota, Viridiplantae, Streptophyta, Magnoliopsida, Brassicales, Brassicaceae. The annotation marks the transcript as partial. The record is from RefSeq and is a predicted model, not a curated record.
AUGGAGGAGGAGAGACAUGUCCAAAACCUAAGGGCCACCUUGAGCCAACAGUCCGCAGCUCUACAAAAGCUCCAACUUAAGAUUGCUCAGUUGAAGAAAAGAAAUCAGGCACAAGGCCAACGUCCACUUGAAGGAGAAAGGAGAUUUGGAGAUGUACCAGGGGCUGUAUAUGUCGAGCCCAAGCCACCAGAUCCUUCAAGGAUCAAUCAAAAUCCAACUUCUAAAACCCACAACAAUCAUGUUGUUAAUUCUCGGUUUGAUUAUAACUCUUUUGCUGAUAAAAUUGAACUCUUUAAAUUUUCAGGAAAAAGAGGUUAUCUUAGAUGGGAGAGGAACCUUGAUGAAUGGUUUCACUUCAACAACAUCCUGAGGAAAGAAAGGCUAGCUUAUGCUAUUGAUCAACUUAGAGAAGAAGCCUUUAAAUGGUGGGUACAGGAAGAAGAUGAUAGGCGGUUUUACAAUGAGCCAACUAUCAAAACGUGGAGAGAUCUUAAGGAAGUCAUGAGGGAUAUAUUUGCACCAGAUUUUACAAGUUCUGAAAUCCAAGAACUAUAUCCAAGGAGGUAUCCAAUUCAUGGUUCCAAAGAAGCAAGAAGAUUAGUGGCACAAGAGGGUCAAAGAGUCUUGUCUCAACAAGAUAACUUUCAGCCAAACCAAGGACAUGCCAUUGUCCAUUGCUUAGACCAGAAGAGUGACAUCCCAAAGGUCAGGAAGAUAAGUACAAGUGUCGGCCAAAACAUUUUGAUCAGGUCCAAAGACAAACCAGAGCAAGCUAUUGUCCAAGUAAAGGCUAAGAGUGUUAUUACAGGUCUAAAGGAGACUAGGUACAUAGAAGAAGAGACGCCAGGCACAAGCCUUCCCACGGACCAGAAGGAAGCACAAAGCACAAAACAAUCAAAGUUGCUUAAUAAACCAAAACCAGUGAUCAUAGUAUCAAACCAAGGAAUACCAGAUGAGAGCCACAUUCUUACCGAACCAGAACAUGAGCUCAAUCAAAAUCCACACCACAAGUGGAAACCGAAAACUGAACAAAAGAUUGUUCAAGUGCCAAAACCUGAG